Haliotis rubra (blacklip abalone) is the source of this 4837-nucleotide messenger RNA. RefSeq names its product protocadherin alpha-11-like. The transcript is spliced from 6 exons. The coding region runs from base 450 to 3761 and encodes 1103 amino acids. Lineage: Eukaryota; Metazoa; Mollusca; Gastropoda; Lepetellida; Haliotidae. Gene Ontology annotation, cellular component: plasma membrane. Gene Ontology annotation, molecular function: calcium ion binding. Gene Ontology annotation, biological process: homophilic cell-cell adhesion. The record is from RefSeq and is a predicted model, not a curated record.
GAGAUGUAGCAAAACUGGUUAAUGUCAUCCAUUUAAGUAUUGAUAGUGGUUAAUUUAGCACAUUUGCGGAAAUGUUUGUGGGGUCGGGUAUUUUGUUUUCAAUAGGGUUUGUGUGGGAGACCUUGGUCACAUAAGGUCGAUAAGUUUAUGAAUCUGUUAAGGACAGAUGGAGAAUAUGUUGUGAUCUGAGAGUGUAUCGGAGUCAGGUCCUCCUUGUCUGCAGCAGGUUGAAGCAUGAAACCCAGCUGACAGAGUAGCUAUCAGCGAGGCGUGGGCUGCGUUCGCACAUGACAGCAGGUGAUGCAGAGAUGCGGCGACGUCUUUAGCAACAACACAGAUUGAAAGAGUUACAGUCGGGGUGAAGUGGACAACUGAAAUUGACAACUGAAGAGGAGAUACCACAAAUGAGAUAAUUCACUUUUGGAAAAAAGUUCUCUGCAGUUUUCAAGAUGGAUGCAGGAAGAUUGAGACUUGUAGUUGUGGUGUUGUUUUCUGUGAUUGUUUAUGUGACUGGCCAGGAUGUAGAAUAUUCAAUACUGGAAGAAGCAAAAGUUGGAUAUGAGGUCGGAGACAUCCCUCGUGAUACCAACCUGAAUGUGAACCCAGGUGCCAAGCUACAGUUUAGUAUACUCACAGAAGGGAACCGAUACAGCGAACUGUUUCUCAUAAACUCUGCAGGCAUUCUCUCAGUUAAGUCAAGAAUUAACAGAGAAACACUCUGCCCAUUCCAAAUAACUUGUAAACUUCAAAUUGAAAUUAUUGCCAGGUCGACAGCAUUAGAUAUUUUUCGUAAUUUGAAAAUAGAAAUCACAGUAAAGGAUAUUAAUGAUAAUGCACCAAAAUUUCCUGUUCAGUCACGGAAGUUAGAAAUUCCAGAAUCAUCAACUAUUGGAUCUUCUUUUACCCUCCCUGGUGCCUCUGACAAUGAUACUGAUCCCAAUAACUCUCUACAGAGUGUGGAAAUUAUUCCAAGCAAUGUGCCAUUCCGGGUAGAAUUCACCAAGAACCUUGAUGGGACAUCCGUGGUCCUGAUUAUAGUGACAGAAAAGUUAGAUCGUGAGACUACCAACACCUAUAAUGUGAAACUGAUGGCUGAAGACGGAGGAGUGCCACCUCUCAGCAGCAGCAUGGAUGUUCUGAUAAGCAUUACCGAUGUUAAUGACAAUUCUCCAGUCUUCAGCCAUUCCAUAUACAAUGUUACCAUCAAGGAGAACACAAAUUUAGAAAUGGUCAUUCUACAAGUCACUGCAAAUGAUGAGGAUGAAGGUGAAAACGGCAAUGUUUUUUACAGACUGAGUUCACAUCAAGCUGAUGAAAUCCAUCGUUAUUUUGCAAUGGAUAACAUGAGUGGAAAUAUGGUCCUGAAGCAACAACUGAAUAGUGGUCACAUCAAAGUCAUCAUUGAAGCCAGCGAUCGAGGAACACCACCAAAAAUAUCACAAGCUUUCGUAGAGGUUGAAAUACUGGACACAAUAAACAACCCACCGGCUAUAACUAUAAAUAUUCUGUCAGAGACUGGAACUGCUAAAGUGCUGGAAUCUGUUCGCAUUGGUUUCCCUGUGGCUCACAUAAAGAUUCUAGAUCCUGACACCGGCGCCAAUGGUAUAGUGACAUGUUUCAGUCAGACAGCAGGCUUUGAUCUGCAGCCACUUGACGACAAGGAGUACAAGGCUGUAGUAGCCAAACACCUGGAUUAUGAAACAACUACAAAUUAUAAAGUGAUGAUUUUCUGCCGAGAUGCCGGAAGCCCUAAACUUAAUGCCUCAGCAGAGUUUAAUGUGGAAGUUUUGGAUGCUAACGACAAUUCUCCUGAGUUCAUGCAGAAUGAGGUUGUGCUGAACAUUGCUGAAAACAAUGCAGUUGGAGAUAUGAUUGUCCAGCUUGGCGCCACUGACAAGGAUUCAGGUAUCAACAAGAAAUUAACAUUUUCUGUGUUGCCAGAGGCACGUGUUAAUUUCACAGUUGACACCAACAUCCCCAUCGUCCGAACAAAGAUCAGAUUUGACCGAGAGGACACGGCACAGUAUCAGUUCCAUGUUCUGGCCAUUGAUGGUGGUGUGCCUUCAAGAACAGCCACCGCAACCAUUACCGUCAAUGUCCUUGACAUCAAUGAUGAGCAGCCACAGUUCCUGGAGAAGGAAUACAGGUUUCACAUCCCAGAGAAUCUUCCCUUGGGUAUGGGGGUGGGGAACGUGUCAGCCUUCGAUCGGGAUACAGAGGAUGGGGGCAUAUUCUCCCUCAAACUAUCACAGCUCACCUCAACUGCCCAUCUGCCAUUUACCAUUCUCCAGAAUGGAACUAUUCUGACAACAGAGGAGCUAGACAGGGAGGAGAAGAAUAAGUACAUCUUCAGUGUAGUUGCGACAGACCAUGGUACCAUGCCACUGUCAGGGUCGGCCCAGGUGACUGUUGUUGUUGAUGAUGUUAAUGACAACGACCCAUCAUUUGUGUUCCCCAACGACGACAACUACAGCGUCAGUGUAUUCAUACCCUCUAAAUCUGGCAGUGUUGUGGUACGGGUCCAAGCUACUGACAGGGACGAUGGAAGUAAUGCCCAAAUCAAAUACACGUCUAGAGACUUGAACUCAUCAGGAUUGUUUGAAAUGAAUAACACCUCUGGUGAAAUCUACACGACUAGGGACAUUGACACGAGCAUGAUCGGCACCUACUACCUGGCCGUUAUGAUUUCAAAUACAAACCCAGAUGCCAAAUCUGUGUCCCAGAGACUGAAGAUAUUAAUAUCACACCGCACACAACCAGGAGAUUUCUUGCAGUCUAGUGACCAGUACAUCAUUAUCGUCAUUGUCCUGGUGUGUUCCACGUUGUUUAUUGCGGCAGCUAUUCUGGUAGCUUUAUGUUAUCUCCGCAAGAGGGACAAGGAUCAUCAGCUGAAGAAGCAGUGUCAACAGGAACCACUGAGUUACAGUCUACAGACCCCAGUCAGCACCGUUGAUGGAGUGACCAGUACGGACAAGGCCACCACUGGUCAUCAGAACGUCCUCAGAUCAGACAAGAAGGCUGACCUUGACACAUCUUCCAGCACCGUUAAUGGGAAAAUCAUUUCAACGGGAAACUGCCAACAUCAAAGGAAGUUAGCUGACAAGGUGCCCUCCCAUGAAGCCCCAGCCAACACCACAUAUUCCACCAAUGUAGAACAUGUUGUACCAGACAGGGAACAUCAGCGCCAGAACCAACUCAUGUCCUUCCGUUUACACCAGGCUCUACAGAGACUGAACAGUGAAACCAGCACCCAGGAACAAAACAAGAUCAUGGCAGCUAAUGCGAAGGUUAUCGAAUGGCGAGAUGCCCAGAAGCGAGCUGAUGACUUCCACAGUACCAGUUCCGGUGAAAUAACUACUGGUGACAGUGGACAUGGAAGUGAUGAAGAUUCCCACAUCCUCUCCGAGAGAUCCACAUCACCGCAGAAAAUACGCCUAGGUAUUGGUGCCAUAAAGCACCAGACCAAUCCGGGGCAGAUAACGCCACCAAGGUCAAAGGUGUCACCUAUAAAAGGAACUAAGAUGGCAGUUCGGGGUAGAAAUGGUCAAGUGCUAUAUCCAUCACAUUUCAAUUUAACAUCAAAGAAAGACAAUGUUGUACAAGGUGGUUUUAAUCCGUACACGUUACAGACUUCUCCACGGAGUGAGAUUGAGGACGGUGACGACACAACAACAUCCGGCAGCUACAGCAUCACUCUGGAUGACACCAAGUCGGAGCUGCCAGAGUUUGAUUAUAUACCAGUCAAAGAUGUGUAUGUGUGACUGAAAUCUUGUGUGAGUCAUGUGACAGUCACGUGAUAUUUUAUCCUGGAGGCUGAGAAUACUUCAGAACUUUCCAUAGACUGACACUGCAAGAGAUUAUAUACAAGAGUAUUCCACAGACUAGAGAUUUUCAGAAGAUCUGAGAUGUUUAUAUGGAAUUAUGUCUCAGUAUUGUUACCUGUGAUCAUAAAGCAAGUGUUGCUCAGUCUCUGCCAGAAGUAGGCCACCAGAACAGUCUGCCUUCAAACUUCAAAACUGUCAGUAAGGAAGGAGAGUUUGUCGAGUUGAAGGCGACCACGUUGUCCUGCCCAGUGUUACUGAAGGGUUACACUUGAUGACUGUGUUACAAGUGCCUUGUGUAGUGUCCGUUGACCAGUGUUUCCCCAGUCAUGUGUUGUUUCUAGUCGUCCUUCCUGCUGAAAGCAUUAAAUCAAAAUGUGUAUUUAUUUAUAUCAUUUCUGCAUUUUUUAUGUUGAGACUGAGCGAGAGUGAGAUACACUUGACAGAGAUUUUGUACUCAUCAUCACUGCUCUCAGCAUCUUGACAGCAACCUCAGCCACUGUACUUAAACUUCACUGCUUCAUUGUGCAGUGUUGUACUAUAUUGCAUCGCAAACUUGUCAUGGCCUGUCUGUUUUGGGCAUCUGUUGAAGUUUCCGGGGAUUGUUUGUGUGAGUAGGGGAGGGUUAUGGGAGUGGCAUCAGAUCAUCAACUUCUACAGGGAAGAUGUUUGUGUUACAGUGAUGAUAAAAAGUUGCAACAUUUUUGAGUGGUUAUCAUCCUGGUAUAUAGAAGAAAGUGCCUUAAAUUUUUGAAAACUUAGAUUUAUGACUUUGCUGAAAUCCAAGGACUGUAGCAACUUACAAGUGUACAAUACAUCAUGCUGACCUGUGUGGCUGUCACUGAGCCCUAGUGGGAUCAGAGCAAGCUGUCUGAGAGAGUUGGCUUCAACUGUGUGUACUUGUGUUUACUGGAGUAUUUUCUUAUCACUUGUUAAGCUUGAGAAGUCAGAUUCACCUGUAUAUAUGUCCAUAUUUGUUGAGUUAUUGUGUAAAUAAAAGUUAUCUGGACAAUGAA